GUAGUUGGCAUGGGGCAGCAGUGGGUGUUGGUGGGAAUGGUGCAGGCCUUUUAUGAGGCCCCAGCUUACCAUCUAAUUUUGGAAGGAAUUCUCAUACUAUGGAUCAUCAGGCUCCUUUUCUCAAAGACCUAUAAGCUUCAAGAACUACCUGAUCUAACACCUAAGGAAAAAGAAGAAUUGAUUGAAGAAUGGCAGCCAGAGUCACUUGUUCCUCCUGUAUCAAAAGAUCACCCAGCUCUCAACUAUAACAUUGUUUCAGGUUCUCCUGCUCAUAAAAUCACCGUUAACGGCAAGGAGUGUACAAACUUUGCAUCAUUUAAUUUCCUCGGACUUUUGGAUAAUGAAAAGGUUAAGAAUGCGGCCCAGGCAUCUUUGGAGAAGUAUGGUGUUGGCACUUGUGGACCUAGAGGAUUCUAUGGUACUUUUGAUGUGCACUUAGAAUUAGAAGAACGACUUGCAAAAUUCAUGAGGACAGAGGAAGCUAUUAUAUACUCAUAUGGAUUUGCUACAAUUGCCAGUGCUAUUCCUGCAUAUUCAAAAAGAGGAGACAUUUUGUUUGUAGAUGAAGCUGCCUGCUUUGCUAUUCAGAAGGGAUUACAGGCAUCUCAUAGUAACGUCAAGAUAUUUAAACAUAAUGAUAUGGCUUACCUGGAACGACUGUUGAAAGAACAGGAGACUGAAGAUCAAAAGAAUCGCCGCAAGGCCCGUGUAACUCGAAGGUUUAUUGUAGUGGAAGGGUUGUAUAUGAAUACAGGAGAUAUCUGUCCUCUUCCAGAAUUGAUAAAACUGAAGUAUAAAUACAAAGUUAGAAUUUUUUUGGAAGAGAGCCUUUCCUUUGGAGUACUUGGGGAACAUGGACGAGGAAUUACUGAACACUUAGGCGUAAACAUAGAUGAUAUAGAUCUUAUCAGCGCAAACAUGGAAAAUUCACUGGCUUCUAUUGGAGGAUUUUGCUGUGGAAGAUCUUUUGUUAUUGAUCAUCAGCGACUGUCCGGUCAGGGCUACUGCUUUUCUGCAUCCCUGCCUCCUUUGUUAGCUGCUGCUGCUAUUGAGGCUCUGAAUAUUAUGGAAGAUAAUCCAGACAUUUGUCAAAUUCUCCAGGAAAAAUGCAAGUGA
This is a messenger RNA of Tinamus guttatus (white-throated tinamou), 1116 nucleotides long. RefSeq names its product serine palmitoyltransferase 1. Lineage: Eukaryota; Metazoa; Chordata; Aves; Tinamiformes; Tinamidae. Gene Ontology annotation, cellular component: endoplasmic reticulum. Gene Ontology annotation, biological process: sphingosine biosynthetic process; ceramide biosynthetic process. The record is from RefSeq and is a predicted model, not a curated record. Gene Ontology annotation, molecular function: pyridoxal phosphate binding; serine C-palmitoyltransferase activity.